AUGGAGGAGGAAAACAGGCUGCUUAGACAGGAGAUCGCCGAGCUCACGGCGCGGCUCGAGCUGCAACAAUCCAAGAUUGAAUUGCAUCCAAUCGUCGAUUAUCCAGCUCGAACGGUGCGCCACACUCAAACGACCAAGUUGAAGAAGCAGCAGAGGAAGAAGGAACAGCACCUGCAGAAGAUGCAUGCUUCGGCGAGGGAGUUCUGCAAGAUGGCCUACUUCCUCUUCAGCAAGCUGCACGACAAGGCCCUGUAUGGGCCGGCCUCGUCAUCGGGCCUCUUCUCUCCCUCUUCCGCCUCUCCAUCAAUGCGAAGAGCCAUCAGGGAGCUGUCCCUGUCCGGCCCAGAAGUCGUCAACGUUCGCGGGCGAAUCACCAUCGGGUCCCCUGCCACCACCUCUUCGCUCACCAUCCGGCUUUUGCGAGCACCCGACGUCGUCGCUCAGCUGGCCAAGGACAUCCCAAAGGCCAGCAGGGACUCGGUGUUGUGCUCCCUGUCCUUUGUGAUCAAAGAGGGCGUCGAUGAUUUCGAGGUGGGCGAGCUGUCCGGUUGCCUGCGCGACAUCCUGACGACGGCGGGGAAGAGCCUGCAGUGCACGCACAAAGUGAAGCUGGGCAAGGGCGCCAACGGGGAGCGGUUAUUUGUCAUCGUGUUCGGGUUCGAGCACCCGACCGCGCAGAAGGAGCUCCAGACCCUGCUCUCUUCUUUUGAGGUGAAGAUCGAAGGCGAAGGGCUCAAGCACUACGCCAGCGAUAAGGGACCCUUCCUUCGAUCAAUGAUCAACGGGCACACUGUGGAGCUCUCGUUGGCCUUUCGCAAGUCCCUGCUGAAGAUAUUCAAGGACCCCACCAGCGCGUUCGGGCAGCUGGGCGAACAGUUCAGCUGGCUACUGCCCUGGGUGUCGCUCCUGCGCCACAGCGAAGCCGACAUCCGAAUCGAGGAUCUUCUGCAGGCACCCCCCCCCUCCCCUCUUUCCCUCCCCCAGCACAGCUUCUGCUGCUCGUCGCCCACAGCUUGCGCUGAUGUGAUGGGCCAUGGUCAGUCGGUGGAAGGUCACAAGGCCAACAAAGCGCGAAGGUCCAUCCCGGCCAUCGUCCGUGACGUGAUCGCCCAACCUGAUGUCCAGCCGGUGAUCAAGUCGCUCUACUCGAGCGGCAUGUCGCUCUUGGUCGCCCCCUAUGCACUGCAGCUCCACUACAAGCACAGCUCUGAUCAGAUCCUGCAGGUGGAGGCCAAGAACCUGGUGUUGGCCGAGCUGCUUCCCGGGGCUGAGGAGAUCAAACGCGGACCAAUGAGCUGCGCUCUGCUGUCGGUCGACCGCCAGCAGCUGCCGCCGUUCAUCCACGCAGGCCUGCGCACGACCUAUGAGAGUCUCGACCGCAGCCGAGACGGCGCAGAGACUACGACCCCCGGAAAGGAGGCCAAGUACCGGGUCUUCAAGUACCACGGGCAGGUCGGUGAUCGCAUAUUCAGGUUCGGCUCGUUUGCUCCGUCGGCGUUCGCGCAGCUCUUGGCCAAGCACGGCACCUCUCUCGCCCAGCUCACGGACUCGUUCCAGCACCUGGAGCAGAUCAGGUCGGAGGGCAAGAGCGGCAGCUCCUUCUUCACCUCGGUCGACCGGCGAUUCAUUGUCAAGACGAUCACCAACGGCGAGUGGCGGUUUCUUCGCUCCAUCUUCUCCGAUUACUUCGAGCACGUGGACAAGCACAAGUCGACGCUCUUGUGCAAAUUUCUAGGGCUCCACUCGCUACAGACGGACGAGGGGCGGGAGUUCUUCGUGGUGAUGGCCCACGUCUUCUCGUCGCCCGAGCGACCCAUUCACCUGCGGUACGACCUCAAGGGCUGUGUGGAGGGCCGACUGACCGCCACCAACGAUGCCUCGCGAACGCUACGAGACCAGGACUUCCUGGGGCGGAGCCUGUACCUGGGUCCACUGCGAAGCAGUGUGCUACAGCAACUGGCCCACGACUGCAAGUUCUUGGAAUCGUGCGGGAUCAUGGACUACAGCUUCUUCGUGGGCAUCCACAAGAUGACCCACGACGAACUGCUUGCCCUACAGAAGCGAGAGCUGGAAGAAGGCGGCCCGAUCCACUUUCACGACGGCGGCGUGCUUGCUCGGAGCGGCGAUGGCGGUUUGCACGAGGAGAGGGAGCUGUACUACUUUGGCGUGAUCGACCUCAUGCAGCCGUGGACCCUGCGCAAGGUGUGCGAGGCCAAGAUCAAGGGCGUCCUCUUUGCUCAGAUUCGUCAGACGAAGCUCAACUCUUAUGUCGAGCCGUCCAUGUACGCACAGCGCUUCCAGCAGUACCUCGCCUCCAAGUUGGUGUGA
Messenger RNA from Acanthamoeba castellanii str. Neff, 2328 nucleotides. RefSeq names its product Phosphatidylinositol-4-phosphate 5-Kinase. Lineage: Eukaryota; Discosea; Longamoebia; Acanthamoebidae. Gene Ontology annotation, biological process: phosphatidylinositol metabolic process. The record is from RefSeq and is a predicted model, not a curated record. The transcript is spliced from 23 exons. The coding region runs from base 1 to 2328 and encodes 775 amino acids. Gene Ontology annotation, molecular function: phosphatidylinositol kinase activity.